UACAGAAGAAGGACAAUAACCGAAGAAGUCAGAUUACCCAACAUGGCGGCGCCCAUCUGCGACACUCAGUGACAGGCGGUGUCUCCGGUCAGAGGAAGACUCCGUCAGAGGUUCACCUCGAGACGAGAUGUUCCCAGAAACGGCUCACUGGUUAAGAAUGGCGGCUCCAUCUUUUUCUCCAACCGUCUUGUUGAAGGAUCUGGGACGGAUGUCCACACACGGACAGGCCCGGAGACACUUCGCUGUCAGCCGAUGUCUCACAGCCAAAGCUCCCCCCGCGCGCAGACCCAGGGAGAGAGUGGAGAUCCCCGGGCUGGAGAUGGUCACGUACGGGGAAAGGAUGCACUAUGUCCCGGGGCUGGCCAAGCCCGUGUACCCUCAGUGGGAGAGGGACUACAAGGACCCGAGAUACUACAAGGCCCCCCCGGCCCACCAGAUGCCCCUGUACAAAGAGAAGCCGUGUUACGUGUAUAACCAGAGGACCAGCGCCCUGGAAGGUGUGCAGCAGGCUCUGUGGUUGACCAAAUCCAAGCUAAUCUCUGGUCUGCCGCCUCAUCUGCUCUCAUUGGCUGAGAAUCCUGCCAAUCAGAUACCAGAUCAGGACGAACGCGUGCAGAAUGCCAUCAAACAUGCGCGCUUCUGGGACACAACAGAGGACCGACCACGCAAAGAGACAUACAGCAACACUUUGCUCUCCAACCUGCUCCACCUGUGUGCCACUCUACAGUCUAGACACCCUGCAAUUGGAAGGAGGAUCCCCGCUGAGAAGUACUCAUUGGCCGCUUCGUGGAAGAGAGGUGAGGACCUGUUCCAGGUUAGGGGUCAGAAUGGUUUGCUGUAUAACUGCAUGGACCCCUUGCCAGAGGUUUCUGGGAAACAGGAAGUGGGCGACACGGCAGAUCACAUCCUCAAAGCCUUCUAUCCCGUCUCCCCGUCCAUUGACCUGCAGAAGGUACACCUGUACGAGGAGGAAGUGAACUGCUCAGGUUUCAGGAAGGGCUACCCUUACCCUCAUGCCCACACACUUUACUUCCAGGGGGCUGGAGACGUUAACUGUAAGCUCCUCCCAGAACAAUUCAGAGCCAAGAUGGUGAUGUUUGCCUUUGGAAACGCUCUGGCCCGUGCACACAGCCUGUAUGGGACACAGCCACAGUCUCUAUUGGGCCGUCCUAUCACAGUACAGGCAGUGGGGACCAACGGGAGACUUUUCCAGUUCCUGGUCUUCCAGCUCAACACGACAGAUCUUUCAGGAGACGAUGGCAUCAAGAACCAGGUGUGGCUGGAUGAAAAUGUCGAACUCUAUGAUUAUGCAAAAGUCCGACCUCUCAUCAAGAAGAAGCAAGUGAAGGUACCAGCUGGUCUGGCAGGUUACAGGCCUGAAACAUUCAGGAAGUUCCUGGCCCUGUACCUGCAUGGAGCCGUGUAGGACUACACCGAGUUCUGUGUGUGUGUGUGUGUGUGUGUGUGUGUGUGUGUGUGUGUGUGUGUGUGUGUGUGAGAGAUCAAAAGUCCUCCUUCACUGAUGUGGUUCACAACAGAAUGAACUACAAAACUCAUUGCCACCCUGAACCCCCCUCCUCCCUUUGCUCCUGAUUCUGUAGAGCUCAUUCAAUAAAAACUUUCUGAAUAUGUA
This is a messenger RNA of Acanthopagrus latus (yellowfin seabream), 1633 nucleotides long. RefSeq names its product mitochondrial ribosomal protein L37 (gene mrpl37). Gene Ontology annotation, biological process: translation. NCBI's taxonomy places the organism in Eukaryota, Metazoa, Chordata, Actinopteri, Spariformes, Sparidae. Gene Ontology annotation, cellular component: mitochondrion; ribosome. The transcript is spliced from 8 exons. Gene Ontology annotation, molecular function: structural constituent of ribosome. The record is from RefSeq and is a predicted model, not a curated record. Bases 128 to 1426 code for a protein of 432 amino acids.